AUGAGACUUGCCCUGCUGUGUGGGCUGCUGCUGGCUGGUAUUACUACAACCCAGGGAGGGCUUCUGAACCUGAACAAGAUGGUCAACCACAUGACGGGAAAGAAAGCUGCCUUCAACUAUUGGCCCUACGGCUGUCACUGUGGACUUGGUGGCAAAGGACAACCCAAAGAUGCCACAGACUGGUGCUGUCAAAAACACGAUUGUUGCUAUGCCCACCUGAAGAUGGAUGGAUGCAGGAGCCUGACAGACAAUUACAAAUACAGCAUUUCCCAGGGUGUUAUCCAGUGCUCUGACAAAGGGAGCUGGUGCGAAAGGCAACUGUGUGCUUGUGACAAGGAGGUGGCCUUGUGCCUGAAACAAAACCUGGACAGCUUCAACAAGCGCCUGCGUUACUACUGGCGGCCCCGCUGCAAAGGCCAGACUCCCACGUGCUAG
Arvicanthis niloticus (Nile rat) is the source of this 435-nucleotide messenger RNA. RefSeq names its product phospholipase A2 group IID (gene Pla2g2d). Gene Ontology annotation, molecular function: calcium ion binding; phospholipid binding. The record is from RefSeq and is a predicted model, not a curated record. Gene Ontology annotation, biological process: lipid catabolic process; negative regulation of T cell proliferation; phospholipid metabolic process. NCBI's taxonomy places the organism in Eukaryota, Metazoa, Chordata, Mammalia, Rodentia, Muridae.